ACAUAACCUUUAUUAAUUCAUCUACCUAACCUUAUAAUAUGUUGCGAUAUUUUCGUAACUGUAUUAAAUAAAAAACGUUUUCUCAAGUAAGCUGUUAUAACUAAAAUUAUUCGGAAAAAAUGCCUCAAAUAAAGAUGCAAGAAAACAAUUCCGGUGGUGCAGAAGAAAGUGACGGUGAUGUGUCUGGUGGAGACUCUGAUCGAACAAAUACAAGUGGUGAUCAUGGAUCCAGCGAAGAUGAAGCAGAUUCCGAUGAAAGUUCUGAAAUGGACGAAGGCGAAUGUGAGCAAAGACGAAACGAAUGCAUGGAUAAUUUAUCAGAGUUAGAGCGACAGUUUACCGUACUUCGUGAGCAACUUUACAGAGAGCGUAUAGCCCAAGUUGAUCACCAGCUAGUUGAAGUUAAAGAAGGUCGUUCCCAAGAAUACCUUGGACCACUUCAAGAACUCCAGGAAAAUAAGCGUAUUAGAAUAAAAGUAGCAGAUAUUUUACGUCGAUUAAGGCUAAAUAACGUUCGCAAUAAAUUUGAGGCUGAGGAGCAAGCUGCUUUACAAAACUUUGAGAGUGAAAAAAGCCUUGCUUGGGAUUACUUUUAUGAUGAUCUUAUGAACACUAUAAGGCGACUGGAGGAGGACAGACAUAAUAGCGAAUUAAAUUGGGGCGACGGAUUAGAAUGGGGCUCAAGAUCAAGAUCCAGAUCUCGUCGUAAAGCAGUUACUGUUUCAGGACCUUACAUUGUGUACAUGUUAAGACCUCAGGAUAUUAUGGAAGACUGGACUUUAAUACGAAAAGCUCUAAAGAGAUCUCCUUAAUAAAGCUCGAAUUGUUAAAGGUAAAACUUUAAAGAAUAAUGGUACAAAAAAGGCCCUUCUUUUCUUUGUGAAUAAUAGAAUACUGUUUUUUAUGCAAUUUUUGUCAUAUUUGCAGAGUCGAAUGUUAUUUGAAAUGUUCAUCUAUAAAAAA
This is a messenger RNA of Agrilus planipennis (emerald ash borer), 963 nucleotides long. It is a transcript of the gene Brms1, whose product is annotated as breast cancer metastasis-suppressor 1-like protein. Bases 120 to 812 code for a protein of 230 amino acids. The record is from RefSeq and is a predicted model, not a curated record. The transcript is spliced from 2 exons. Lineage: Eukaryota; Metazoa; Arthropoda; Insecta; Coleoptera; Buprestidae. Gene Ontology annotation, biological process: negative regulation of transcription by RNA polymerase II. Gene Ontology annotation, cellular component: Sin3-type complex. Gene Ontology annotation, molecular function: histone deacetylase binding.